Racocetra persica is the source of this 390-nucleotide messenger RNA. The record is from the annotation of a GenBank genome assembly. NCBI's taxonomy places the organism in Eukaryota, Fungi, Glomeromycota, Glomeromycetes, Diversisporales, Gigasporaceae.
AAAAAGACUAUUUAUUAACCCAAACCAAAGAAAAAUUAUUAAUAGUUACUAAAACUGCUUUGCAAAAAGUUAUUGAAAAUAUUAAACCAGGCAUCACUACUGCCCAAGACAUUGGAAGCAUUAUUGAAGAGCACGUUAAUUCCCAGGGCCAUUAUGUGAUUAAGGAAUAUGGCGGACACGGAAUCGGCCAUGAAAUGCAUGAAGCCCCUUUUAUUCCAAAUUAUAAAAUCUCUGUCAAACACAACGCAAUUAUUCCCGAAAACUCUGCCAUUUGUGUAGAGCCAUUGGUACAAAUUGACAAUAGUCUGGUUGAAUUAUCAACCGAUAACUGGACGGUUUUUUCCCCUCAAGAAAAAUUAAACGCUCAUUUCGAACAUACUAUUUGGAUAG